Melopsittacus undulatus (budgerigar) is the source of this 1728-nucleotide messenger RNA. RefSeq names its product EBF transcription factor 2 (gene EBF2). Gene Ontology annotation, molecular function: RNA polymerase II cis-regulatory region sequence-specific DNA binding; DNA-binding transcription factor activity, RNA polymerase II-specific. Lineage: Eukaryota; Metazoa; Chordata; Aves; Psittaciformes; Psittaculidae. The record is from RefSeq and is a predicted model, not a curated record. Gene Ontology annotation, biological process: regulation of transcription by RNA polymerase II.
AUGUUUGGGAUUCAAGAUACUUUAGGAAGAGGACCAAUUCUGAAAGAUAAAUCUCUAGGUUCUGAAAUGGAUUCCGUCAGGUCCUGGGUCAGAAACGUUGGGGUUGUGGAUGCAAACGUAGCAGCACAAAGCGGAGUAGCUUUGUCCAGAGCUCACUUUGAAAAGCAGCCACCCUCCAACUUGAGGAAAUCCAAUUUCUUUCACUUUGUUCUGGCUCUCUACGACAGACAGGGGCAGCCCGUGGAAAUAGAGAGGACAGCUUUUGUGGACUUUGUAGAAAAUGAUAAAGAGCAAGGCAAUGAAAAGACAAACAACGGCACACAUUACAAACUCCAGCUCCUCUAUAGCAAUGGUGUCAGGACUGAACAGGAUCUGUAUGUUAGACUCAUCGACUCAGUCACUAAGCAGCCCAUAACUUACGAAGGACAGAACAAGAACCCUGAAAUGUGCAGAGUGUUGCUUACCCACGAAGUCAUGUGCAGUCGGUGCUGUGAGAAGAAAAGUUGUGGCAACAGAAAUGAGACUCCCUCUGACCCCGUGAUCAUCGACAGGUUCUUCCUCAAAUUUUUUCUCAAGUGCAAUCAGAAUUGCUUGAAAACAGCAGGAAACCCAAGAGACAUGAGACGGUUCCAGGUUGUGCUAUCAACAACAGUGAAUGUCGAUGGGCAUGUGCUGGCAGUGUCCGACAACAUGUUUGUUCACAACAACUCCAAGCAUGGCCGGAGAGCAAGGAGACUUGACCCCUCAGAAGCCACACCGUGCAUCAAAGCAAUCAGCCCCAGCGAAGGCUGGACUACUGGUGGAGCAAUGGUCAUCAUCAUCGGAGACAACUUCUUUGAUGGGCUGCAGGUUGUGUUUGGGACCAUGCUUGUAUGGAGUGAGCUGAUCACGCCUCAUGCCAUCCGAGUUCAGACACCUCCACGUCACAUCCCCGGAGUGGUUGAAGUGACAUUAUCAUACAAAUCCAAACAGUUCUGCAAGGGUGCACCAGGCAGGUUUAUUUACACAGCUUUAAAUGAACCUACCAUAGAUUAUGGUUUCCAAAGACUGCAGAAGGUCAUCCCAAGACAUCCUGGGGACCCCGAAAGACUAGCUAAGGAAAUGCUGUUGAAACGAGCUGCUGAUCUAGUUGAAGCACUGUAUGGAACGCCACACAACAACCAGGACAUCAUCCUGAAACGAGCUGCAGACAUUGCAGAGGCUCUCUACAGCGUGCCACGGAAUCCUGCCCAGAUCCCUGCACUGUCCAGCUCCCCUGCUCACAGCAGUAUGAUGGGAAUUAACUCCUAUGGCAGCCAGUUAGGAGUCAGCAUUUCAGAAUCACACAAUGGGAACAACCAAGGUUACAUUCGCAACACAAGCAGCAUCUCACCCCGAGGUUACUCCUCCAGUUCCACGCCUCAACAGUCCAAUUACAGCACUUCCAGCAACAGCAUGAACGGCUACAGCAACGUCCCCAUGUCCAACCUGGGUGUCCCCGGCUCACCCGGCUUCAUCAACGGCUCUCCCACAGGAUCCCCCUAUGGCUUAAUGUCUUCAAGUCCAACAGUUGGCUCCUCCAGCACUUCUUCCAUCCUUCCAUUCUCCUCGUCCGUCUUCCCUGCUGUCAAACAGAAGAGUGCCUUUGCUCCUGUCAUCAGACCCCAAGGGUCUCCUUCUCCUGCCUGCUCUAGUGGCAAUGGAAAUGGGUUUAGAGCCAUGACUGGCCUUGUCGUUCCCCCGAUGUAA